CUCAGGAGGUCAUAUUUGAGUACAGGCGCCAUGACAAUCGCCAUAACACAACCACUGUCGAUGUGACGGUGAUUUUGGUCUGAAGUGAUCCUUGUGUCUGUUCGCGAAAAAUAUAAGGAGAUAUAAGGACCCAAAUUCCCUUGUCCAUGAUUUCCUGUUGUCCCAGAACUCAACUUAUUGCCAAGAUCAAAACAAGACUCUGGAAUCAGAAUGGCUUCGCAGCAGCUCUGUCCCGUCCCAAAACCGAUCGCUAUCUUCGACCAGUUCAUUGCUCAACAGACUGAGACGUUGGCUCUGAAGGAGAAGGUCUUAUCCCUCUCUGGAGAUAGUUUCGAUCUGAAACUUGCAAAUGGCCAGCCCAUAUUCCAGAUUAAAUCUAAGCUUAUGAGCUUUCGUGGUCGCAAGUCUGUCUUUGAUAUGGCGGGCAAUCACCUGUUUGAUAUUGUUAAAGAACAUCUGCAUAUUCAUACUACAUUCGCGGCUGAGGAUCCUAAUGGAAACAAACUACUCGAAGUCAAGAGCAGCUUUUCGUUGGUGGGCUCUAAAACAAUUGCGACAUUCACGUCGCCCAGGACUGGCAGCACAGAAACAUUGAUAAUGAAGGGUAACUGGUUGGAUACUAAGAUUGACAUUGUUAAUGAAGCCACGGGUGUGGUAGUGGCCAGGAUCGAUCGCAAGUUGUGGCGAGCUCGUGAGGUAUUCUUCGACCAGCAGACCUAUGCUGUUAUGGUAGCACCUGGGGUUGACCUCUCGCUGAUCGCUGCCCUGUGUGUCUGCUUCGACGAGAAGAAUAAUGAGAAGUAGAUUGAACUGGGCUAAUGAAGAUCUUCUGGAUGGCGAAUUGUUUCAUGCCUCCUCCCCUCCCUUGCUACUGUUAGCAUCUGCUUGUAUAUUUAGCCACUUCCACGCUUUUGAUAUUCCCAGGUCCGCAGUCAUAAUAUUAUAGCAGUAAUCUGGA
Molecule: messenger RNA, 958 nt
Organism: Aspergillus novofumigatus IBT 16806
Lineage: Eukaryota; Fungi; Ascomycota; Eurotiomycetes; Eurotiales; Aspergillaceae
Product: LURP-one-related/scramblase family protein
Exons: 2
Coding region: 211-804 (197 amino acids)
Source: RefSeq, a predicted model, not a curated record